This is a messenger RNA of Tachyglossus aculeatus (Australian echidna), 1821 nucleotides long. It is a transcript of the gene PIGU, whose product is annotated as phosphatidylinositol glycan anchor biosynthesis class U. The transcript has 12 exons. Gene Ontology annotation, cellular component: GPI-anchor transamidase complex; membrane. The coding region runs from base 6 to 1313 and encodes 435 amino acids. Lineage: Eukaryota; Metazoa; Chordata; Mammalia; Monotremata; Tachyglossidae. Gene Ontology annotation, biological process: attachment of GPI anchor to protein; protein localization to cell surface. The record is from RefSeq and is a predicted model, not a curated record.
CUAAGAUGGCGGCUCCGCUGUCGUUGGUGGUGGCGGCCGCCGUGACGGUGCGGGCCGCCCUGUUCCGCUCCAGCCUGGCCGACUUCAUCGCGGAGCGCGUGGAGGUGGGAUCCCCGCUCAGCGCCUGGAAGCGAGUGGUCGAAGGCCUGUCCCUGCUGGACCUGGGAGUGUCUCCGUACUCGGGAGCCGUGUUUCAUGAAACCCCGCUGAUGAUAUACCUCUUUCACUUCCUGGUCGACUACGCCGAGCUGGUAUUCAUGGCAACAGAUGUGCUGACUGCUGUGGCCCUCUACAUGGCCAUCCAGGACUUCAACAAGGGGGUGUUUAAGAAACAGAAGCUUCUCCUGGAGCUGGACCAGUUUGCCCCGGAUGUGGCCGAGCUCAUCCGGACCCCCUUGGAGAUGCGCUACAUCCCCCUCAAGGUGGCCCUGUUCUAUCUCUUCAACCCGUACACCGUGCUGUCUUGCGUGGCCAAGUCCACGUGUGCGCUCAACAACACCCUCAUCGCGUUCUUCAUCUUGGCCACCGUAAAGGGUAGUGCCUUUCUCAGUGCUGUGUUCCUGGCCCUGGCUACUUACCAAUCCUUGUACCCAUUGACGCUGUUCGCACCGGGAUUACUCUACCUUCUCCAGCGACAGUACAUCCCCGUGAAAUUGCAAAGCAAAACGCUGUGGCUCUUCACGGGCCAAUAUGCAGUGAUGUAUGCGGGGAGUCUCCUGGUGAUCAUCUGCCUGUCCUUCUUCCUCCUCAACUCCUGGGAUUUCAUCCCCUCCGUGUACGGCUUCAUCCUCUCCGUCCCGGACCUGACCCCGAACGUCGGCCUCUUCUGGUACUUCUUCGCGGAGAUGUUUGAGCACUUCAGCCUCUUCUUUGUGUGCGUGUUCCAGAUCAACGUCUUCUUCUACACCAUCCCCUUGGCGGUAAAACUCAAGGAGCAUCCCCUCUUCUUCAUGUUCAUGCAGAUUGCCGUCAUCUCCAUCUUCAAAUCGUACCCGACCGUAGGGGACGCCGCCCUCUACCUGGCCUUUCUCCCUGUGUGGAGCCACCUGUGCAGAUUUUUGCGGAACGUCUUCGUCCUCUCCUGCGUCAUCGUGGUGUGCUCCCUGCUCUUCCCAGUUCUGUGGCACCUCUGGAUUUACGCGGGGAGCGCCAACUCUAACUUCUAUUACGCCAUCACGCUGACGUUCAACGUCGGGCAGAUCCUGCUCGUGUCGGAUUACUUCUACGCCUUCCUGCGGCGGGAAUACUACCUGACUCACGGCCUGAACCUGCCCCGCAAGGACGGCACCGAGGCCAUGCUGGUGCUCAAGUAGCCCCGCCCACCGGGAUUCCGGCCAGGACCCCGGCGGGGUUGGGAGAGGAGGAAGAGGAGGAGGGGAGCCAGGCCUAGCCCUGCCCACCCAGCCGUCCGGACCCUGGCCCGGUCCCCGACGGGGCCGGGGCCGGAGGAGGGGAGCCUGGCCCCACGGGGCCCCUUGGACACGGUGUGGGAGGAGCUGAAGGCGGCGUGGAGGGAGGGGGCAGCGAGGCCCUCCCGCCUUGGACUGGACUGGAGUUGCGGGGGCCCCCGAGGGCUCUCCGGACUAGGCGGCCCCGCCGGGUGGGAGCCGGGCUGCCCUGGGGCCCGGCCCGGAGGGGCAGGCGGUCAAGGCCCCCCCCCUCCAGCCCCGUCACCGUCGGGCCCGGUGGCUCCCCCGUCUUCCCCAAACCCCCAUCAGUACCACUACCCUGCCUUGGAUCCCGGCAGCUGGCCUGCCACCCUGAACCCCCUGUGGGGGCCUGGCCCUCCUCAUCGGGGCUGAAUAAACAUCCUUUCCUAGU